Messenger RNA from Erpetoichthys calabaricus (reedfish), 4345 nucleotides. RefSeq names its product zinc finger protein 665-like. NCBI's taxonomy places the organism in Eukaryota, Metazoa, Chordata, Cladistia, Polypteriformes, Polypteridae. The coding region runs from base 229 to 3642 and encodes 1137 amino acids. The record is from RefSeq and is a predicted model, not a curated record. The transcript has 6 exons.
UCAGUGAGAUGCUGCGUGCUGCUUAAGGUGCACUAGCUAAAAAAAAAAAGCAAAAACAAACAACAACAACAACAAAACACCAACAAGAAACAGCGGGCUGUGCAUAUCGAGUGUUGGAUAAUGUCUGACUGGAUAUCACCAUUUGGCUCAUUGACGACUGGUCUGGAGUACAAGCAGCUUUAAAGAAACUCGAGUGACGCAGGGAGGAAGAAGCUGUCAUUUCAAGUAAUGGAAGAAAUGCACCAGCCUGACAGAUACGCCAUGAAGAAAAAGUCAGUGAACAUUAAAGAGGAGGACUGUGAAUGGGAAUCUGUUUUCCAUAAUCAGGAGAGUCUCUGUAUCAAGGAGGAAAAUUGUGACUGGGUGCCAGGUGGUAUUAAAGAAGACUCUGAGGAAGUGUCUGCCGGCAUUGAAAUUCCGAAACAUGAAACAGUAGACGGCAUUAAGGAGGACUAUCUUCAUCCACAGUCCAUUUUUCAGUAUGCUUAUUACAAUGGUGCCAUAACGGGAUUACUUUCCUCUCGGAGCAGACCCUGUUCUUUUGAAGAGUGUUCUGUGAAGUCUGAAUCCUUAACAUCUAACACAAAGAGGACGGAGGAGCUAAAAUCAUGGAAAAGAAUGGAAGAUCAAUCAUCAUCUGAAGAAAAGUUCCAAGAUGAUGGCAGCUUCCCUCCAUCUUCAUUUGUUCAGACUUCUUGUCAGGACACACCUCAACUUGCAGUACAUGAUGAAACCAUGAGGAGUUCCACAUGUGGCACGGAGACUUUGUUGCCUGACUCUCUGCAGUAUAACUCUCGAACCGUUGAGGAAAAUGGUCCCAGCAAUCAGCAGGUUCAAAAGACCAAUUCGGUGACAUUGUACGUCUGCCAAGAAUGUGGGAAAAGAUUUAAGAAUAAAUCUAGUUAUAAAGAUCAUCACUGGAAUCAUGUGAAAGAGAAGCCAUACUACUGCUUGGAGUGUGGAAAACAGUUCUGCCGCAGUAGCAGUCUUCGGCUACACACAAGAGUUCACUCUGGAGAGAAACCCUAUUGCUGUUCAGAAUGUGGCAAGCGAUUCUCUAACAGUAGCCAUCUUCAGAGACACAACAGAAUCCACACGGGUGAGAGGCCCUAUUGCUGUUCAGAAUGUGGCAAACGCUUCUCCAGCAGCAGCAAUCUUCAGGCGCACUCAAGAAUUCACACUGGGGAGAAACCAUACUGCUGUCCUGAAUGUGGUAAACAAUUCUCCACUUUCCGGCAUCUUCAGACCCACACCAGAAUUCACACGGGAGAGAAGCCGUACUGCUGUCUCGAAUGUUCCAAACGAUUCUCUGAUCACACCAGCCUUCGGAGACACACCAGAAUUCAUACUGGAGAGAAGCCGUACGGCUGUCCUGAAUGUGGCAAACAGUUCUACCAGCUGAGCCAUCUUCAGACUCACUCGAGAGUUCACACAGGAGAGAAGCCACAUUGCUGUCCUGAAUGUGGCAAACAGUUCUCCAAGCGCCGCAGCCUUGAAGCUCAUGGAAGAACUCACAGUGGAGAGAAGGAUUACUUCAUUCCCCCUGACAGCAGGAGAGGAUUAGCGAUAAAUUGUACAGUUCUUUGUCUUAAUCAGGGCAACGUUUUGAUGGAUGCCAUGGAGGAAAGAAUUGCGAGCAUCAAACAAGAGGAGUGUCAGUGGGAAUCGGACUCCUUUACAGAAGACUUUGCACUGAAGCCUGUCAGCGCUGAUAUACAGAAAGUUGAAAUUAUAAACUGGGUUAAGGAAGAAGAGCUUAAAUCGGAGUCGGCCUUUCAUUGUGCGUCUUCAGAUGAAGAGGUGAGUGGAUUAAGCUCCACUCUGCCUGGACUGGGCUCCCUACAGGGUCAUUCUGUUCAUGUGAAGUUGGAAUUGGAGGCUGGUGGGAAAGUGACUGAGAGAGAUGACUGCUUUUCUGGAGAAGAUUUACAAGACCACAACAGCUUGGCCACUUCAUUUUUCCAGACCUCCCCCAAGUAUAGAACACCACAAAAAGAGCAAGAUGAGAAUGUGAAGAAACGGACAGCCAGAUCGGAGGGUUUAAUAAUGACUCGUUUGCAAAAUACAUCUUUGCCUGCGGAGAAUAUAACAAAGAUAGAUGCUGCCAGUGCUCCUCAACAAGUGCAGAAUAAAAACCCUGUAGCUCUGAAUAUCCACCAAGAGAGCGAGGAUAGUUCUACUGGUAAAGAUCAUCCAUGUGUUCAUCCCUAUUGCUGUUCUGAAUGUGGAGAGCGAUUUUCCAGCAAUGGCACCUUUCGUCUACACAUGAGGCUGCACAGUGGCAGGAAGCUGUAUGACUGCUCUGAAUGCAGCAAACAAUUCCUAUACAAAACAACUCUUAAGAAACACCAAAGAAUUCACACUGGAGAGAAGCCGUAUUCUUGUCCAGAAUGUGGUGCCCGAUUCUUGUACAGUAGCACCCUUCAGGUACACAUGAGAAUCCACAGUGGAGAGCAGCCUCAUUGCUGUUCUGAAUGUGGUAAAGCAUGCUCCAGCAAUAGCACUCUUCAGAUCCACUUAAGAAUUCACACUGGAGAGAAGCCGUACAUCUGUCCCGAAUGUGGCAAACGAUUCUCCCAGCGUGGCAGUCUUCAGACCCACAGAAGAAUUCACACUGGAGAGAAACCAUACUCCUGUUCCGACUGUGGGAAACGAUUCUCUGAUCAUAGCUGUCUUCACAACCACACCAGAAUCCACACCGGGGAGAAGCCACAUUUCUGUUUGGAAUGUGGCAAGCGAUUCUCCCGCAACAGUACUCUUCAGGACCACAUGAAAGUUCACACUGGGGAGAAACCUCAUUGCUGUUCUGAAUGUGGAAAAUGUUUCGCAUACAGCCAGGCUCUUCAGAAGCACAGGCGGUUUCACACUGGAGAGAAACCUCACUGCUGUCUUGAAUGUGGCAUGCAGUUUUCCGAAGUAAGCCUUCUUCAGAGACAUGCAAGAAUUCACACUGGCGAGAAGCCUUAUGGCUGUGCUGAAUGUGGAAAACGCUUCUCUCGCAGUGGCCAUCUUCAGGAGCACUCCAGAAUUCACACUGGAGAGAAACCGUAUACCUGUUCUGAAUGUGGCAGACAGUUCUCCAAUCAUAGCAAUUUUAAGAAUCACAAAAGAAUUCACACUGGAGAGAAGCCAUAUUGCUGUCCUGAAUGUGGCAUGCAAUUCUCCUGCAGCUAUCGUCUUCUGGAACAUAAAAGAAUUCACACUGGGGAGAAGCCAUAUUGCUGUGCUGAAUGCAGCAAACAGUUCUCCAGUCAUCGUAGCCUUAAUAAACAUGCCCGCUCUCACUCCACUGUGAAGCCAUACAGCUGCUUAGAAUGUGGCAAAAAAUUUGCGCUCGGCAGCCUCCUCAAGAGUCACUCAAGAAUUCACACCGGAGAGAAGCCACACUGCUGUUCCGAAUGUGGCAAACAAUUUUCAGAUAGCAGCACCCUUCGGACGCACAUAAGAAUUCACACUGGAGAGAAGCCAUAUAGCUGUCCUGAGUGUGGCAAGCAGUUCUCGCAAAUAAGCCACCUUCAGUGCCACAAAAGAAGUCACACUGGAGAUAAGCCAUAUUGCUGUUCAGACUGUGGCAAGAGAUUCUCCCGUAGCAGCAAUCUUCAGAAGCACUCAAGAAUGCACACACAUUCACUUCCAUCCUGAAUGUGGAAAUCAAUUUGGCGGUCAUUUUAAUAAAAUGCCAAUGGCAAGAAUGGACUCUGGCACCGAAGUUGUAUUGUGGUAUGCAACAAAGAAAUCUAGCGUUAAGAUUACUCUUCAAAGCUACAGAUAGAGGAGGAGGAAGAGGUGCAAAACUAUAGGAAUACUAGCCCAGGCGACUACUCCAAUCUUGACAAAUACCUUUUAAUGAUGCACUGAAGUGAAUGUUCUGUUCCAGAGAGCAAUGGUCCAAAAAUAUAUAUAUAUUUUUUAAUUUAUUUUUUUCCACUUUUUUUGUGCCUGCCUUUGGGCAUACAUGAAAUCAACUUUCAGUUUUUAAAUGUGCUUGGCAAGUUGAAUUAUAAAAGUGCAACUUGAUAGACAGAACUUUUUAUUCCUGAUGGGGACUAUUUUUUUUUUUUUUUUAUGAAAAAUAUUACUAUUUAAAUCAUUCUUUUUCAAAGAGGACAUUUUUAAAAAUGUAGAUAUGAAAAUGCAAUGCAGAAGAGUAAUGAAAUGUGAGCAGAGUUUUAGCUUGGGUUGGGAUGUUUUGUCCUUUUGUUUAUUUGGCUAAUCCACAUUUUAUGUUAAGCUCUGCUUGUUGGUUUGUGUCUAAAUUCCGGGUUUCGGGCAGGAUGAUCCUUUCUUCUCCCUUCAUUUAAUAAUUUGGUUUUGCUCUUAUUAAAGCAUUGUAGUGACAAGCUGA